AUGUCUCGUACUACCUCGGCUUCCUCUACGACCACCACGGCUACCACGACCAGCGGCCACGUGCGGACUGUAUCCGUCAAAGCAAGCAAUGUGAAACCGCAGCAAUUGAACCCCAUGCCAGCGUCUGAUAUCAGGCUCUUUGUGACCAAUUUGCGAUUGCUAGACUUUGAUUUGCGAGACGACUGGCCGGAUAUUACUGUGCAAACAUUCUCGGCCAAGAAUGCGGAUCAGCGGCAGAGAAUCGCUGGAACCGAAUGGGCCCUGUUCCGCUUAUUUGAGAUCUGGGAUCCCAGCGAGACAGCGCAGAAGCUACAACCGUUCUUUCCACCCCUCGAACCACUCCAGUCGCUGAACCUCCGCGCCGCGCUCUUCCGAUGCUUGAACGAGUUGAAGAAGAAUGGUGUACUUGGGAGAGAGUCUGUUCUCAGGAAGACGAUGCUGGAUGAGUGCAAGGGCGACAAGUUUUACGAGAUCAUUGCGAUAUUCUCAAAUGUCACAUUGAAGAAGGUGCUUGCAGCGCAGGACGGAGGUCGUCGGGAUGAGGCGGUCGCAAGAAGGCUAGCGACGGCACCAAUGCUUCCGAUUGAUCAGCAACAGUCACUACUCCCAUUGGCGAUUGCGCACCGUGCAGCAUUAGUCAAUGUGUUGAAGAAGAAGGAAGAAAAGAGGAGAAGAUACAUGGAGUUUGAAGCAAUGCUGGAUAAGAAGGCAGAGGAUAUCAAUCGCCGUAUACGAAAGUGCACAGAUAUUCCUCAGGCACAAAAGCCUGCUGUAUCUCAGAAGGAGGCAGAUGCUGUCAAGAGGCAGCUCAAAGACAACUGGAUAGGCAAUCAGAAGUGGCUCAAUGUCAUGCUCCAUGGCGAGGAAACUCAUACAGGAGAUGCCUUCCUCAACACCCGGUUCGACAAGGUCUGGUACAUGGUAGAGAAAGGACGAAAGCUUGAAGAUGUCGCGCCAGAGACCGGACUGCUGGAGAACCUACAAUCAAGAGUACACGAGCAGCAGGAGCGGUUGCAGAAAUGGAAGGACUUCCAUGAAGAGUUGCAGAACGAUGCCUCUGGAAGAGAGAACCGGGUCAAUUCAAGGCGUGUGGCGCCGAUCAGGGAACUCAAGUUUGACGCCCAUUCCCAAUACCAGCUGCCGCCUUCGAAGCAGACAGUGGAGCAAACAUCGAUUAAACGGCCAGCAAUGCGAGUGGAAUAUCGUGACAUCUUGUCAGAUAUGGAUGUGGAAUUGGAACACGCCGGCAAGAUUCGAGCAGGCCCUGUAUCCACUAUUCUACCGCGACGACGUACCUCGCCUGCAAAAGAAGUGAAAGAAGUAAAAGAAGUGCAAUCACCGGUCCCGGUCCCGAAGAGAAAACCGACCCUGCCUGAGCCGGUACCUGCGUCGCCGACCAGCCCAGUGGUCCCGCCAAAACCCAAACAUCUUGCCAGACCCAAUUCUCUGCAGAAAGUACCUACGCUGCCGAAGCCGUCAGACCACGUGGCGGCGGUGUCUACACCGAUUGAUUCAGAGGCAACGCUGGUUGGCCAAGCUUCUGCGCUUCGUAGCUCACCACCAGCAGCUCGUCAUGCCGGGUCGCCGAUACGAAAGUCUCCACCACCUACACCACCUAAGAAGAGUGGAAUACUCAAGGCCCAGAGCCCCAGAGCCACCGUAACUCUCACAGUCCAGCAAGCAUCACCCUCGCCAAAUGAGUGUGGCUCAAACCCACUAUCAGACUACCCAUCCAAACCCCCAGUCCCAACCUUUGAACCCCCUAUCCUCGAUCCCGAGGAAGCAAUAGCGGACCAAAUCAUAAACUCAAUCGGCAACGCUACCCCAUCCCCCGUCAAAAAACCCCAACCCCGCAUGUCCCUCUCCCUCCUCGAACGCACCCGCCUAACCAUGUCCCACGCAAAUCCCUCGGAACAAACCCUCGAAUCCCCCAUCCCCUUACCCUCCAUGGCACCACCCCCUCUCCCCGCCACCCACGCCAACCCCGCUGCGGACCUCCUCGAGCGCACGCGUCUCAGCAUGGUAGCAUCGCAAUCCCUACCCCGCCGCGCGCCCUCGGUGCCCCAGCGCAAACCCAGCAGCGGUGGCGGCCGCCAGAGUCUGUACCCUACAACCCAAUUCGACACGCCGCCGCGGAACCGGCAUCCCGGUCUGGAACGCACGCCUACGGAGCAGUUGUUUAGCGAUGAAGUGGAUUAUGAUCGUGUGUUCAAGUCGAGGCCGUUGAUUGCAACGAGUCCGGUUUGGAGUCCAGGGGGUGCCGAGGAUGAUGAUGAUGAUCCCGAUGGUGUUACGGGGAUUGAUUUGAGGGAUGUGGAUCAGGAUGAUGAUGAGGAUGGAGAGGAAGGGGGUUAUGGCGGUAGUUGGAUGGAUAGUCCUAGUCAUAAGAGGAGGGUGAGGUGUUGA
This is a messenger RNA of Bipolaris oryzae ATCC 44560, 2406 nucleotides long. RefSeq lists its product as uncharacterized. NCBI's taxonomy places the organism in Eukaryota, Fungi, Ascomycota, Dothideomycetes, Pleosporales, Pleosporaceae. The record is from RefSeq and is a predicted model, not a curated record. The coding region runs from base 1 to 2406 and encodes 801 amino acids. The transcript has 3 exons.